CCCUGUUCGGUAUUUAGCACUUUUUUUUUGAUUCACGGUCGGCUUUCUGUCUUACUCACUUUUUCGCUCUCUCUCACUUUUGUUCGAUCAACAUGGAGGGUCCCAGUACAUUCAAUGUGACAAUGUAUGCUCUUCAAACUGUGUCCAAUGCGUACAUUUACUGCUACGAUCACUUGCGUCGAUCGAACAUUGUGCUUCCUCCUCCCGAGCGUGUGUUUGCUGUGGUCUCGCAAACUGCCCAGUACAUAUUGAACCAUUCCCCGGCCGUCUUACGUCAAGUGUACGCGGCCGCGGCGGCCAUUCCCAUUCAAGCCAACUUUAUUGGCAUGCUCGUUAUGCUGUUCGUCACCUAUGUGAUAUACUGUGUUCUCCUUUCCAUGUUUCGAAGUAUGUACCGCUUUUUCCUGGGAUUUCUUCGAUUCAGCUUCAUUGUCGGUGCCCUAGCAACUGUCGUCUAUCUCGCCCAAAUAUACCUUCUCCCCAAUUCCGAUCAAGAGCCAAGUUUCUACAGCAAUAUUAAGAAAAGAAAAGUCUAAAAAGAACAAAGCCAACCUUUUCCUCCGUCCUACUGGACACUACAACCCUCAUCCCACUAAGUCUAUCAUUGUUUCUAUAUAGUUAUCAUCAAUAACAAAUAAAGUGAUCCUUUUUUCGCCCUCUUGAAUACCGA
Messenger RNA from Radiomyces spectabilis, 670 nucleotides. RefSeq lists its product as uncharacterized. NCBI's taxonomy places the organism in Eukaryota, Fungi, Mucoromycota, Mucoromycetes, Mucorales, Radiomycetaceae. The record is from RefSeq and is a predicted model, not a curated record. The transcript has a single exon. Bases 93 to 536 code for a protein of 147 amino acids.